AUGUCGGAAUCUGGGGGUCCUGGGCCCCCGCCAGUCCAGGGGAGGAGUCGAGAUCGGAGUUCACUUUCUGUAAGUGAUAGAAGCCGUAGCAGCUCUAGUACCACUUCUAAGAGAAAGCGUGAAGAGAAGGAAUUAAAUAAUGACGAAGGCUCAAAUAAAUAUAAUGAAGAACAUCGAGGACCUUUCAUAGUUUAUGUUGAUGCGGUGGAUACUUCAGGUUCCCGUAAACCCAUUAAUGCAAUCUCCCUAAACAGAACAUUGAAAAAAUAUGAAGUUGAAGGUAUAACUGAAGUUUUGAAAAUAGGUUAUGGACGUUGUAAGGUGACCUUCAAACAACGAAAUUUGGCAAACAACUUUGCUUAUGAUAAACGUAUUAAACAAGAUGGCUACUUGCCGAAAAUAUUUGCACAUUUUGUGUCAAAGAUUGGAUUAAUCUUUGAUAUACCCACAGAUUUGUCUAUGGAGGAUUUUCAAUCUUCAAUAAUUUCAGAAGUACCAAUAUUAAAGUGCAUAAGAGUCGAGAGAAAGGAUCCUGAAGACCGAGAAUUAAAAAUACCAACAGGCAGAGUAAAGAUAUUUUUUGAUGGCCUUGAAAUACCAAAGGAAAUUUCGUACGAUUACACUAAAAUAAAAGUAAAGCAUUACAUUUCUUUUGCACAAUGUUACCGUUGUUAUCGCUUUAAGCACUUUGCGCAACAUUGUAAACAGCAGAUGGAAGUUUGUAGAAAUUGUUUCAAUAAACACGAACAGGCUCAGUCUUGUGGUCAAAUGAUGUGCACUAAUUGUAAAAAUGAUCAUCACCCUACUUCAAAAUCAUGUCCGGCAAGAAUUAAGGCCUAUACUAUAAAGAAAAUUAUGACUUUGGAAAAUCUCUCAAUUAAUGAGGCAAGAACAAAAUAUUCUGGCGCUUUUGGAAACCGUUUUGCUGUUCUUGAUGAUGAAGUCGAGGAUAUCUUCCCCCGUUUAACUCCUAAGUCCAAUUCAAAUAUUAUCAACAAUAGUAAAGAAGCUGCUAAGACCAUACACAGUAUAAUGCCAUAUUCUGCAAUAGUUCGCAGAAACCCUAACCGUGAAAGAGAGGCUGAAAAUUCUAGACAGAACAUGGAACAAUGGCAAAAAUUGACCAAGGAUUCUAAUUAUGUUAAUAAUAAACCCAAUACAAAUUUCAAUAACACACACAAAACUUCAAGUGUAGAAAAACUUGCUAGCCAACUAAACGUCAAUACAGCUCAAUCAGAAUCCGAUAAAGUAUUAUCCGAUAUAAAUUCAAAAUUAGAUGGCUUUUUAGCCGGAUGGGAAAAUUAUAACUUAAGUUUUGAACAGAAAGAAUUUUUAAGAGGUCUCCAGAAUCAAAUUAUCGACAGCUUAAGAUCUAAAGAGGUCACACCGUAG
Lucilia sericata (common green bottle fly) is the source of this 1392-nucleotide messenger RNA. RefSeq lists its product as uncharacterized. The record is from RefSeq and is a predicted model, not a curated record. The coding region runs from base 1 to 1392 and encodes 463 amino acids. NCBI's taxonomy places the organism in Eukaryota, Metazoa, Arthropoda, Insecta, Diptera, Calliphoridae. The transcript has a single exon.